CACCACCACACUCAAAAUUAUAGUAACAAGUGAGAGAGAGAGAGAGAGAGAAUCAAUUCUUCUAGGGUUUAUGGCGGAAGAGAGCGUAGCAGAAAUCGUCGAAGCAAACCCUACCGCCCAGGACAUGGACCUCGACACAUCCUCCGAUCAUCCCAAGGUCGACAAUGAGAACAAAAACAACAACAACAACGACGAGGCGGUCGAUUCUUCGUUGUCGACCAAGCGACCCAGAGAGGAAGGAGAAGAAGAAGGAGAAAAGGAAGAGCCCCAAAACCAAGACAACGACAAUGGUGACGGUGUCGUUUUGAAUAAGAAGCAGAAGGUAGAGGAGGAGGAAAAGUCCUUGGAAGAAGAGCGAUUGGAAAAGGUAGCUGGAGGAGAAGAACGAGAACAAGAACAAGAAAAAGAAGAGGAGGAGGAGGAGAACUCGGGUCGGGCGAGCUUGGGUCCGAAGGAUUUCGGGUCUUCGGUCGAGAUGUUUGAUUAUUUCUACAAGUUUCUCCAUUUCUGGCCCCCUAACCUCAACGUUAACAAGUAUGAGCAGAUGGUGCUGAUGGACUUGAUUAAGAAGGGUCAUCCAGAGCCAGAUAAAAAGAUUGGGGGAGGGGUUAGUGCUUUUCAGGUGCGGUACCAUCCUAUGUGGAAAAGUAGGUGCUUUUUCCUCAUAAGGGAUGAUGAGUCUGUGGAUGAUUUUAGCUUCAGGAAGUGUGUAGAUCAUAUACUUCCCUUGCCAGAAGAGAUGAAGUUAAAAUUCGAUGUCAACAAGGCCUUAGGUGGUGGUAAAGGUCAUGGUCACAGAGGUGGUGGUCAUGGUGGAAGAGGUGGUGGGCGUGGCCGUGGCCGUGGCCGUGGAAGAGGGGGUAGGUCAAGGAACUGAGGUAUCAUGUUUAAUUUACCAGAGCUCGAUUUUGCUUUUAUGACGGGGAGAGUUGUUUUUAAUUAAAGAUGUUUUUAGAAGAAACAUCAAGACUAGGUUACUUCAGUUUUAUCCUCCUAAUGCUGUUGUAUUUUUCUUUAUUCUACUCGAUAUUUAUAUUUUAAGUGGUGGUUUUCUUAAA
Molecule: messenger RNA, 1058 nt
Organism: Quercus robur (English oak)
Lineage: Eukaryota; Viridiplantae; Streptophyta; Magnoliopsida; Fagales; Fagaceae
Product: protein EMBRYO DEFECTIVE 514
Exons: 2
Coding region: 71-877 (268 amino acids)
Biological process (GO): chloroplast organization; chloroplast rRNA processing
Cellular component (GO): chloroplast
Source: RefSeq, a predicted model, not a curated record